AAUUACACAGUAUUAGCAACUAAAGAUUUUUUUUCAAAAGACAGCCUUUAUCUACUUUAUUACGUAAAAAAGAUGGCGGACAAGCGCAAGUCGGACAGCCAAACAAUCCAUCAAAAGACGACCCAUACGGAACUGGUUCCGAAAGCGGAGAACUCCAGGUUGAAGCGCGCAGAAAAGCUAAGCAAUGGCAGUGUUGAGCGUUUUACACGUGUGGAUCCGACUACAAAUGCUCGACAGAUGUUUCAGCACGAUCCUCAAACGAAUUCUGAAAUGUACUUUUACUCCUAUGACUCCAGAGAUGACCCUUCAUUCAAAGAUAAAUACAAUGAGAAAGACGGAAAAGGGUGUGUUGUUCAACGCCGAGCAGCUUUCUACACCUCAUCAACACCCCAAAAUCAACACUACCGGUCCAACCAUGGCACGAGGGUGCAGGAAAUAUCUCACGAGGAUGGUGCUGCUCUCGAUGACGGCAACAAGAGUAACGCAAAACGUGCCGCCGCGCAGCCCAUUGUAGAGGAGCCAGACGACGACCACAGUUCCCGCCACCAGGUCUCCAACAGAAAUGAUAAUUCGCUUACGCUUCCGACGGGCAGGAAUGAUCCAUUUGAGAGCAUGCAACGGCGUAUGGAAACCCACAUGGCGCAGAUGGAAUCCGCAUUCGGAGACUUUGGGAUGUUAGGUCGGGGCCGCAGUUUCUUUGAUGACGCUUUUUUCCACGGAUUUACGAUGAAUGACGAUUGGCCGUUCGAUGGGGGCUUUUUUGGCAGCAGAAACCGUGCAGGGCUGGGACGACAGUCGGGGUUGUAAGGACUGUCGUUCCAUGGGAUCUUCAUGGCUUGCAUCCAUGCCGAAAAAGCAUAAUGUUUUCUAUUUAUCAAGUACAAAUAUUAUUAACUCUAUUAUUCGCCUGUAAGAAGCUGAAGAUUAUUUCAUGUUCGUUAAUAUUUACUAUUGUGCACUAUUUCUCUUCUUACGGAGCAUGCUAAAUAUUGAUAUUAUUGAUCGUAAAAAUGCUGCAGUUUAAUAUUUCAUCUUAAAUGCAUAUUAUAUAUAUAUUUAUAUUAUUUAUUUUUCUCAUUUAAUUUAUCUAUUGAAUCUCACAAUAACCUAUAGGACCUAUGCUGAAUGUAAAA
This is a messenger RNA of Phytomonas sp. EM1, 1133 nucleotides long. Lineage: Eukaryota; Euglenozoa; Kinetoplastea; Trypanosomatida; Trypanosomatidae. The record is from the annotation of a GenBank genome assembly.